AUGAAAAAGUUUCAGCCAAAAGUAAAAGGCAUAGCCACAUUUGCAAUGUUACCGUGGCUGAUGACCGCAUGUUUCUACCCAUGCAUUGUAGGUCCCGACUUCUGGGGCCUUGUCAACAAGCACUGGCGUAUGUGUACGGCUGGACAAAUGCAAUCGCCCAUCAACGUCGAUCCAUCGAUGCUCCUUUUUGAUCCUAGUCUAACGCCACUAGAAGUUGAUAAAAAUCAAGUGGAAGCGCAGUUUGCAAAUAUGGGUCAAUUACCAAUGAUCACCAUUAACGAUUCACUGUUUAGUAACAAAAAUAUUAACAUGAGUGGAGGACCAUCAUCUCCAUACAGGUGA
Molecule: messenger RNA, 342 nt
Organism: Anisakis simplex (herring worm)
Lineage: Eukaryota; Metazoa; Nematoda; Chromadorea; Rhabditida; Anisakidae
Source: the annotation of a GenBank genome assembly